Messenger RNA from Pseudogymnoascus destructans, 3035 nucleotides. RefSeq lists its product as uncharacterized. Gene Ontology annotation, cellular component: mitochondrion. The record is from RefSeq and is a predicted model, not a curated record. The coding region runs from base 588 to 3035 and encodes 815 amino acids. Gene Ontology annotation, molecular function: carnitine O-acetyltransferase activity. Gene Ontology annotation, biological process: carnitine metabolic process. Lineage: Eukaryota; Fungi; Ascomycota; Leotiomycetes; Thelebolales; Thelebolaceae. The transcript has 5 exons.
UAUUAUUUAUAUCGUCGCAUCCCCUCAUACCUUGCAGUUGCAUUUACGCUGCACAUACCAUCCAGCGAUCUCCCAUCGAACUAACUGCGCCUUGACUCCUCUACGCUCCGAUAGGACCAUCAUUGCCUCCCAAACGCCCCCACGCACUAGGCGAGUCACCCUGCUUCCUCUCUGCUUCCUCUGGUCCGGAGUGGGUCAGUGUGCCAGGACGUGCCAGGACGUGCCAACGCCUGGGGAGUUACGAAGCAUUACAUACUACAGGCACGAGUACUCUGGCAGGAACUGGAAAGUGCUGCUAAUUUAGUCUCGGGCGCUGAACGACGCAGCGGCUGGUGAAGCGGCGGUUGUUGGGGAUUCAUGAGGAGCCGUAUCGAAGUCUGCGAGUGGUUAGUUGGUGCCCUCGUUGGUCGAAGAGGCGUGUGAUAUCCCAUAGUACCACCAGAAGGCGCCGAAACAGCCAUCAGAUCCGGACCAUUCAAGGUGCCACCAAUCCACAGACGCCCACCCACUGGUCUGGGCUACGCAUAUCUCACCUAUUGCCACCACUCAGGCUUUGCCGCAAGUAACUAGGUGUCAGACAUUUCACUAUGCCUAAACCACUCAACGAGAGAUUGGCAGAGGGCCAACCUGCUGCGGCACCAUCAAAACCAGAUGCUCCAAGGCAGUACACCGAAGAGCAACGCAAGCCGCUCGCCUCUCACGCUCCUGAUAUUGAGCAGGGCAUCACAUUCGCGGCGCAGGACUCGCUACCCAAGCUCCCGAUUCCCGAGCUCGAGAACUCAAUCGCCAAGUACCUGGCUGCGCUGAAGCCGCUGCAGCCGCCAGGGGAGCAUGCCGAGACUCAGCAGGCGGCGGAGGAGUUCCUGAAGGGGGACGGGCCGGAACUGAAUGAGAAGCUGAAGAAGUAUGCGAAUGGAAAGACGAGUUAUAUUGAGCAGUUUUGGUAUGAUUCGUAUCUGAACUAUGACAACCCGGUCGUGCUCAACCUUAAUCCGUUCUUCUUGCUAGAGGAUGACCCGACGCCAGCUCGUAACAACCAGGUUACGAGAGCUGCAUCGUUGGUUGUAUCAGCGUUGUCGUUUGUGAGAGCGGUUAGGAGGGAAGAACUGCCGCCAGAUACUAUCAAGGGCCAGCCUUUGUGCAUGUACCAGUACUCGAGGUUGUUUGGUACAGCUCGGAUUCCGACUGAUCACGGCUGUCACAUCGGCCAGGACCCUGACUCCCAGCACAUUGUGGUACUCUGCCACGGUCAAUUCUACUGGUUCGAUGUUCUGGACGAGAACUCUGAUCAUGUGAUGAGCGAGAAGGACAUUGCCAUCAACCUCCAAACGAUCGUCGAUGAUGCUCAGCAGACACCAAUUCAAGAAGCCGCCAAAAGCGCUAUCGGCGUCCUCAGCACCGAGAACCGCAAGGUGUGGGCUGGGCUGAGAGAAGUUCUUACCCGCGACGAGGGAUCCAACAACGCCGAUUGCCUUAGCAUCGUAGACUCCGCCCUGUUCAUCGUCUGCCUCGACUAUGCCGCCCCCUCCAACGCCCCAGAUCUCUGCGGAAACAUGCUUUGCGGCACGUCUAAAAUCGAGAAGGGCAUCCAGAUCGGAACCUGCACGAACCGCUGGUACGAUAAACUACAAAUCAUCGUCUGUGCCAACGGCUCAGCAGGUAUCAACUUCGAACACACCGGUGUGGACGGCCACACCGUCCUCCGCUUCGCCUCCGACGUCUACACCGACACCAUCCUCCGCUUCGCACGAACCAUCAACGGCCAAGCCCCCUCCCUCUGGGCCUCCACCUCCCCCGACCCCUCCAAGCGGGACCCAAAAUCCUUCGGCCCCGUCUCCACCACCCCCCGCAAACUCGAAUGGGUCAUGACCUCCGAACUCAGCAUCGCCGUUCGCUUCGCCGAAACUCGCCUGGCGGACCUCAUCCAGCAGAACGAGUUCCAGACCCUCGACUUCGCAGCAUACGGAAAGAACUUCAUGACUUCCAUGGGUUUCUCCCCUGACGCUUUCGUACAGAUGGCGUUUCAAGCUGCGUACUAUGGCCUCUACGGCCGCUCGGAAUGCACAUACGAGCCUGCGAUGACUAAGGUAUACCUCCACGGCCGCACAGAGGCCAUCCGCUCCGUCACCCCCGAGUCCCUCGCCUUCGUCCAAGAAUUCUGGAGCGAGCUCAAGCCAGCACGCAAAGUCGAGGCCCUCCGCCGCGCUUGCCAGGCCCACACCGCUCAAACACGCGAGUGCGCCAAGGCCCAGGGAUGCGAUAGACAUCUCUACGCCCUAUUCAGCGUGUGGCAGCGCGGCCUGGAUGAGGAUGGCGCUGAAGCUGCGUCGAGUAAUGGAGAUGGGUAUUCCAGCCGGGGAGCGAGUAGUCCGGAUCCGCUCUCUAGCCCGUCACUGAGCGCUCAGAGCGAUGAUGGCAAGCCCCAACGUAUUCGCUCGAGUAGCUCGCCCGGCCCGAGCCCGGCGCGUCUUAACGCCCUACCGAGCUUGUUCGCGGACCACGGAUGGGAUAGGUUGAAUAGCACUAUCCUGUCGACCUCGAACUGCGGUAACCCCUCCCUUCGACACUUUGGCUUUGGCCCCACCAGCGGCGACGGAUUUGGGAUAGGGUAUAUCAUCAAAGACGAGGGGAUCAGUAUUUGUGCAUCCUCGAAGCAUAGGCAGACGAAGAGGUUCGUGGAUGCGCUUGAGAGCUACCUGGUCGAGAUUCGCCGGAUGUUGAGGGCUGUUGGGGGUCGGGAUGGUAGUCCGGCGUCGAGUCGGGUGAGGGAGAGGUAUAGGGGUGUUGGGGAGGGGAAGAUGAAGAGGGGGAGGCCGAUUAGGAGUGAGGGGGUGCCGAAGGCGGCGAGUGUGGAUAGUAGGGUUGGGAGUGAUGAUGAUGAUUUGGGGGGAUAUGGUUUCUUUGAUGCGGGUAUGCUACUCCAAGCGCUGCAAGCGCGCACAGGCAGUCUUGAGAACACGGUCCUAGCUGCGGUUGAGAAAGCGAUACCGAGGCGGAGGGAGGUGGGGAAGAAGCUGCGGUUGAGUGAGUAUUAG